GUCGUUAGUUAGCUUACCUUGAUAUCCUUUUAAUGUCACGGUACCGUUAUAAUGGGUCCAAGAUUCCCACCUCGGUUUCUCACAUGUCACCACGUAAAUUCAAUAAGUGUUCACUUGCCAACGUCUAUCUACCUGCCACUGUCUUCUACUUGGACGAGAACACGCUAGCCAGAAAGGAUUAGCGUGUGCUAGCUGUUUGGCUUGUUGUGGCAAAUGUUAGAUAACAGUUAAAUCCCUUACGUGCCAGAGCACUGUGUGGCGACGAUGCUACACUUACGCACGGUUAUACGGUUAGAUGAGUAUAAAAACGACAAUGACUUGUAAGGACGUCAAAUAGCUUUUUGUUCGGCUGUCGAAACUUGUGUUCGCCAGUGGCUUGUGUUUGUUAUUGCUUGCUCCAGUGCCUUGGCUCUUCUUUGCGUGUCGACAUUGAAUAUGACUCAGCGGCAUGCCGACCUACAGCGCCAACAGCGGCUGAAUGUGGAAACAGCAACUAAUCAGCAUAGAUGGGAUAAAUGGAUUGGAUUGACAUUAUUUCCUACAGGAAAAAUUGCUUUGGAUUCAUCUGACCUUUGGGAAGUAGAGGUACCACUGUAUCCAUACUUGGUGCAUCACUGAAAUAAGGACACUGUCCAAAGCACUGGAGGCUCAUUGCCUUGAAAAGGAACGGAAACACAGAGUGGACUAAUGACCUCUCAUGAAAUUUUCCAGAAGCAUGGUCAACGCGACAGUACUCACCUUCACCAUGACUGCAUAUGCGGUCAUGGAGAACUACAAACACAAGCUCUUUCUUCUUUUCCUAUUGAUGUAUGUUGCUACUGUCUUCCUAAAUGUACUGCUGAUCGCUGUCAUUGUGCAAAACAAAGAGCUGCAGCAGCCCAUGAAUGUUUUUGUGUGCAUGUUAUGUUUGAAUGAGAUGUACGGCAGCAGCGCCUUGUUGCCGUCAGUUAUGAGCGUGCUCCUGUUCAAGACUCCUGAGGUCAGUGUCAAGUGGUGCAUGGCUCAAGUCUUUUUCCUGCACACGUAUGCAGGGGCUGAGUUUUGCAUAUUAGCUCUCAUGGGGUACGACCGCUUUGUUGCCAUCUGCUACCCCCUCCAUUAUAACACAAUCAUGUGCCAUUCAAAGGUGAUCAAACUGGUGGUAUGUGUGGGUCUCUAUCCAUUUGUUCUAUUUGCCGGCUAUUUCUGUCUCACCCUGCAGCUGAGUUUUUGUGGGAAAAACUUGGCAAAGUUAUACUGCGUCAACAUGGAACUGGUAAACAACGCGUGUUCAAAUGUAUCGCACAUAGGUAUCGUGGGGCUUGUGCUGAUUUUAUUUUUUGUCGUCCCUCAGGUUAUCAUGAUUGUUUUCUCCUAUGGUCAAAUAGCGAGAGUGUGUAAGAAAUUAUCAAAAGAAUCUCAAGGAAAUGCUCUUAAAACAUGCGUCCCACAUUUAUUAUCUUUGCUCAAUUACACCAUUGGCUCCAUGUUUGAAAUUAUCCAGACGAGGUUUAGUAUGAAUCACAUCGCCAUGGAAGUACGCAUCUUUUUGUCUUUAUAUUUUGUCAUCAUUCCACCAAUUACCAACCCGCUGCUGUACGGACUCGGAGCUCAAAUUGUUCGAGUCCACAUCAUCAAGUUGUUUAUUAAAUACAGGAUCUUGAUGGCAAAAGUGACAAGGAGGAUGAUAACGGCUUAAUCUCAAGCCUAAAGCCAGGGGAGGUCCAAUUUUUCUAAGUAUUUGUGGGCCGUUUGAUAUUUUGGAAUUUUUUGCAACCCAUGUAGUAGGUAUGCUAAGAACUCAUAUAUAUUUAAAGAAAAAAACAUCUUGCAUGCCAGCUUGUGUUUUUUCUUUUUUCUAGUAUUCUUAUUUAAUUGCAUUUUUUUAAAAAUACGUUGACUCCUAGGACACACUUUGGAGACCCCUGCAUCGACAAUGAUCCAUAAUAAUCAUCCAUAAUAUGGAAAAAUGCAGUUUAUACAUUUCCUCCGUGCUAUGUACCUCAUCGUUUUUCUUGUCACAUUUUUAAUCCAUACAAAGCAAAGAGAAACGGACACCGCUGAUUCAGAUUCAUGUCAU
Molecule: messenger RNA, 2059 nt
Organism: Doryrhamphus excisus (bluestripe pipefish)
Lineage: Eukaryota; Metazoa; Chordata; Actinopteri; Syngnathiformes; Syngnathidae
Source: RefSeq, a predicted model, not a curated record